Messenger RNA from Quercus lobata, 980 nucleotides. RefSeq names its product plasmodesmata-located protein 2-like. Bases 88 to 978 code for a protein of 296 amino acids. The transcript has 2 exons. Gene Ontology annotation, biological process: plasmodesmata-mediated intercellular transport; transport of virus in multicellular host. Gene Ontology annotation, cellular component: plasmodesma. The record is from RefSeq and is a predicted model, not a curated record. Lineage: Eukaryota; Viridiplantae; Streptophyta; Magnoliopsida; Fagales; Fagaceae.
UCCUUCUUUACAAAUCCAAUAUGUAGUACCAAAACCACUAUAAACCCAACAAAUUCAUCUUGAGCUAAACAAAAACAAGCUCCCAAAAUGAAUUCAACUUCAACCUUGAUACCUUCCUCUCUUCAACUGCUUCUUUUAGUCUCUUUGGCUCUCUUCCUACCAUCUAUCAAAUCCUCUUCAGAUUACAGCACCUUAGUGUACAAGAAUUGUGCAAGUCAAACAUUCACAAGUACAUCAAUAUCACACUCACAAACCCUUUCCUCUCUUUUCCAAGAGCUAGUAGCACACUCCUCCCAAUCCAAGUUCUUCAAAACCAUUGAAGGAAACAGUGAGACCGCCAUUUCUGGUCUCUUUCAAUGCAGGGGGGACAUGAGUGAUGAAGAGUGCCACAACUGUGUAAACGCAAUUCCUCAAAUGUCAGACAGCUUGUGCAGCCUUGCAAUGGCAGCUAGAAUUCAGCUUUUUGGGUGCUACACACACUAUGAGGCUGAUGGUUUUCAUGAACCAGAUGCAACUACUUCCAAAACUAAUUUGCUCUACAAGAUUUGUGGUGAAUCUGAGGCAGUGGAUGGUGGGUUUGUAGAGCUUAGAGACGCGGCGUUUGCAGCUCUUGAAAGUGGUGUUGUGAGUGGUAAUGGGUUCUUUUCAUCGAGCUAUGACUCGGUGCAAGUGACGGCACAGUGUGAAGGUGAUUUAGGGGGUUGUGAUUGUGGGGAAUGUGUGAACAAUGCAGUGCAGGUUGCUCAGGAAGAAUGUGGGAACUCAGUUUCAGGAGAAAUUUAUUUGGACAAGUGCUUCAUCAGCUAUUCUUACUAUCCGGAUGGGACACACGGCAACUCUAAACACGAGGGCCAGAAAGGCAAAAAUAGCAGUGGGAAUAAAACAGCAGCAAUUGUUGUGGGAGGGGCAGCAGCUUUAUUUUUGGGGUUUAUUUUCUUUUCGUGUAUCAAGUCUUGGAAUAAGAAAGAUGAUGAUUAAUU